GGUGGGAGAUUAGGAAAUGUUGGAUGGACAAGGAUGCAUGGCUGAGUCAAAUAGGAAUCAUAACUUAAUGAAGUGGUGAUUAAAGAGCUCAGCCAUGUGCUUCUUGUCAGUAACAACCACAUUAUCAACAUUAAGGGACAUGGGCAGCAAAAACAUGAAGUGCCCGCGGUACUCCAAGACCAGGGUUACCUACCCCUGCCAUGGACUGUGUAGGUCCGUACAUACUUCUGUAAACAAAUACAGCCCCAUCACCUGACGUAUGCUAUGCAAAAGCAGAUCAACACUCAUUAGUUCAUUGAGCUUUUACAUUAUAAACACUCAGGCUGUACAUUAUUGUCAAGCCUAUCAAACAUUAUUGUCUAGCCUAUCAAACAUUUUUGUCUAGCCUAUCAAACAUUAUUGUCUAGCCUAUCAAACAUUUUUGUCUAGCCUAUCAAACAUUAUUGUCUAGCCUAUCAAACAUUAUUGUCUAGCCUAUCAAACAUUAUUGUCUAGCCUAUCAAACAUUAUUGUCUAGCCUAUCAAACAUUAUUGUCUAGCCUAUCAAACAUUAUUGUCUAGCCUAUCAAACAUUAUUGUCUAGCCUAUCAAACAUUAUUGUCUAGCCUAUCAAACAUUAUUGUCUAGCCUAUCAAACAUUAUUGUCUAGCCUAUCAAACAUCAAAAUAUCUUGAGAAAUCUGUAAGCAAAAUGUUGAUGAAAACAUUUGUAAUGCUAAAGGAAAGUCUCGUGUUGGCAGGCUAUUCAAUGCCUGCCCUUCUUGGACCGAUGACCUCUCUUCUUGGUAGAAACAUGCAAGGUCAUCUGUACAUCAUUCAGCAAACUAAUACAGCCCAUCACCUGAUGUAUUGUAUGCUAAAUCAGAGGAAAGCAGCCUCAUGACUGUUGUCAUUAGUCCAUUAGGAGCUUUUUAAGUUAUGUACACUCAAAAAAAGGGUUCCAAAGGGGUUCUUUGGCUGUCCCCAUAGGAGAACCUGUUUUGGUUCCAGAUAGAACCCUUUUGGGUUCCAGGUAGAAUCUUCUGUGAAAAUAGUUUUACCUGGAACUUACAAGGGUUCUCCAAAAGGUUGUCCUAUGUGGAAAGCUGAAUAACCAUUUUAGAUAGCAGAUUGUUGAUGUAUGUAUAAUGCAUUUGAUACAAUGGUUGCGAUACAACUACUAGUUUUUCCAAAACAUGUAACACAAUAUUGGGUGGUAUCUAAGACUAAAUUUGUUUUUAAUUCUCUGCACAAAGGUCUCAAAAGAAGGAAUUCACCAGUUAACCUUACUCAAGAUGUGAUAUUAUUACCAGUCUGGGUGGAGGAGGCCACCACCAUCAACUCUAAAAUAUCUCUUAAAAGUUUGCCUCUACUCCAGUAAUAGGGAUAAUUAUUUAAGUACACAUGUAUGGGUGGUUUCCUGGACACAGAUUAAGGCUAGUCCUGGAAUAAAAAACAUUUUCAACAGAGAUUCUCUAUUAUUUAUUAGUCUAGGACUGUGCCCGGGAAACCAUCCCGUAGUGUAUUGGUGAAUGGAUGAUGAUUGUGUAAUGGUAAUGUACAUGAAGAUGUCUUAGUCUCUAGACUCAAACAAAAGUAAACAAACUUCAAUCAAACUUGCCCCCAUCUUGAUCUAUGCAAUAAUCUCCUCACUUACAGGUAUCUAAAUAGGAGAUGUACUUGUACUGCAGAAUAUUAACAAGAAAACACAUUGGCAAAUGUUGUAUUUUUCUUCUCCCCCAAGCAUCUCCAGGCAAGUCAUGUCAGGAUCUGUGAAUACCUAGACAGUGACUUCAGCUCACAGAACAGAUGUUGAAACCUGGUGUUACACGCUUGCAUGUUGUUCUUUUAAUAGCCCCUAAUCCUGUGGUUUCCUAUGUGUGUGUGUGUGUGUGUGUGGGGUGGGGGCAUGUGUCUGUGUCAUGCCUCCUAUCACUUUGUUCUGAUAAAACACAGACAUGAGCCUGUCAUGCUGGUGUGAGUAUAACAGCGGGAUGCAGGAGAGCACGGGUUAAGACAUAACAAGGUUGGGUCAUACAGCCAUUUGACUGUUCAAAUAUCUAUUUUUAUUGCUGACAAUGUAGAUAACUUUUCAAAUCCUUGUAUUUGUGUGUAAUCUCUGUAACAAUGAUUUAUAAGGCAUGUACUGCAGAGGAAACACGGGGAUGGUCCGAGGUGGUGUGUGUGUUAGCACUUUUGAAUGUAAAAACAGGCACCAAUAACGUCCUCUAGGUAUUUUGAGGUUCACAAAACUAGCCAGAGUAAAAUAAGAUCCCAUAUACUUAAUAGGUUACAUUACAAAAUAAUGAGUAAUUGCAGUGAAAGCUCAGUUAGAUUUAAUCACUGUAACCUGGGCCUAUAAAUCAAAAGCUGAAAAUAUAAUGUAUCCCAACACAAAAUUUGGCUUUUUUUUCUCCAUUUUUGAAAGGCCUACAUCUCAGUAGCACACACAUACACCAAAUCUGGUUUGGAUUGCGCAGAAACCUCCCCAGUUUUUUAUAUCCAAAGCUCCACCCCAAAACAAGUUUGCCAUGAACUCCCUCUAUGAGUCUUAAACUGCUAGUAUGAGAGGGAGAUGCAGAGUGAAACGGGAUCCUAUUCCAUUCACAAUUAAUUCAUUUAUGUGUUGGAAUAUGCAUUGCCAAAAUAUCAGGCAGGCGUUUCACACCUCAUAGCAGGUUAAUUAUUGUCUUGCGAUUCGACGCACAAAAGAGAUGGGCACUGGACGGCGACUUUCAUCAAUUUCAGUCAACUCAAUCCUGCGAAAUCCAGGUUAUUGCGCCCGGUUCGUUGUAAUUGCAGUUGUUUUUAUCCAGCUGUGCGCAACGUUUAACUUAGAAACAGAAAACCGGAUCGUCUACUCUGGACCUAAGGGAUCUUUUUUCGGUUAUUCCGUGGAUUUUUUCUACAAUAAUGCAUCUAGUUUCAGUAUUCUGAUUGGUGCUCCCAAAGCUAACACCAGCCAAACGAACAUCAUCGAAGGUGGAUCUGUGUACUUGUGUCCCUGGAGCCAGGACCAAUCGGAUUGCAGUGUUGUCAAUUUUGACAAUGAAGGGGAUCGCAGUUUCUACGUCAACGACGUUGACGUCCAGGUCGAGUUCAAGUCCCAUCAGUGGUUUGGGGCUACGGUGCGUUCCCAUGGCAACACUGUCCUGGCUUGUGCCCCAAGAUAUUACUGGAGAACGGAACACGAUGCCCCCUUCUCGGAUGCCACAGGAACCUGCUACCUCUCCGUGGACAACCUCAAGACAUUUGUGGAGUACGCCCCCUGUCGCACAGAGAGACAUGGUCCUGCAGGACAGGGCUACUGUCAGGGUGGGUUCAGUGCUGACUUCACCAAGGAUGGGAAGGUUGUUCUCGGAGGACCAGGAAGCUUUUACUGGCAAGGUCAACUAGUCUCAGCCACCACAGAGGAAAUCGUCAAGGCCUACUUCCCAUCCUACUUCCUGCUCUCUGUUACUGGGCAGAUCCAGACUCGGCAGGUGCAGGGGAGCUAUGACGACAGCUACCUCGGUUACUCUGUUGCCGGAGGGGAGUUCAGUGGAGAUGAUAUUGAAGACUUCAUCACCGGAGUUCCCAAAGGACAAAUGCUGCAUGGUUUAGUGUCAUUACUCAAUGGGACAGAUCUGAAAUCCAUGCUGAACCUAACUGGAGAACAGAUGGGUUCCUAUUUCGGCUACGCAGUGGCAGCCACCGACAUCAACAACGAUGGUCUGGAUGACCUGGUGGUGGGCGCUCCCAUGUUCAUGCAGAGGGGGUCUGAUGGACUGCGUUGGGAGGAGGUGGGCCGUGUCUAUGUGUACCUACAGCAGCGUCCCUUGUUGUUUGAGCCCAGCCUGCCCCCCUUGGGAGGUAGUCAGGCCUUCGGGAGGUUCGGAAGCUCCCUGGCCCCGCUGGGAGACCUCAACCAGGACGGCUUCAACGAUAUUGCAAUUGGCUGUCCCUUUGGAGGAGACGACCAACAGGGAUUGGUCCUCAUCUAUAACGGGCAUGCCAGUGGGCUGAAGAACACACCCACUCAGGCUCUAGCUGGCCAAUGGGCCUCUGGCACCUUUCCUGCCAGUUUUGGCUAUGCCCUCCGCGGAGAGAAAGAUCUGGACCAGAAUGGGUACCCAGAUCUCAUCGUAGGUGCUUUUGGGGCUGACAAGGCUGUUCUGUACAGGGCUCGGCCUAUUGUCAACGCCAGUGCUUCUCUUACUGUGCAACCUACCAUGAUCAACUCAGAGGAGAAGAGUUGUAUGGUGUCCAAUGGGAACAAGACUAUCUCUGUGUCUUGUGUCAACCUCAGUUUCUGCCUCUCGGCCAAUGGGAAGCACCUCCCUGCUGAUCUAGUUUUUAUGGUGGAGGUGCAGUUGGACCAUCUGGAGCAGAAACAGAGAGAGUCAUCAGUGAGGAGAACUCUGUUCUUAGAUAGCCAUCAGCCCAGCCUGCUGGAGACCAUCACCAUGGCCAACGGAGGACCAACGUGUCACGACACCCGCAUCUACCUGCGCAGUGAAGGGGAGUUUCGGGAUAAACUGUCCCCCAUUUACAUCACCCUCAACUUUAGCCUGGAUCCUCUCGCUCAACUGGACCUCCAUGGCCUAAAACCCAUUCUAAACUACCAGACAACACAUAUUAUAAAGCAGAAGGCCCAAAUUCAGCUGGACUGUGGGGAGGACAACAUCUGUGUUCCUGACCUCAAACUGGCCGUUUAUGGCGAUAGGACAGAGGUGUAUCUUGGCGACGAGAACUCCCUGACCCUGACCUUCAAUGCCAGGAACGAGGGAGAGGGCGGGGCCUACGAGGCAGAGCUUUACGUGGUACUGCCCGCGGAGGCUGACUACAGUGGUAUAGCCCGCAACAAUGCGAGUCUGACUCAGCUGACCUGUAGCUACGAGGCAGAGAAUCAGACCCGCUCUCUGGUCUGUGACCUGGGCAACCCUAUGAAGUCUGGAACAAGUUUGUGGGCAGGCCUCCGCUUCACUGUGCUUCGACUGAAGGACACUCACAAUACAGUACAGUUUGAGCUCCAGAUACGCAGUAAAAAUGAGAAUAAAUCCCAGAGUGAUGCUGAGCUCUUUAAUCUGGAGGUGGCUGUGGUUGCUGAUGUUAUCCUACAGGGCGUUUCUCGUCCGGACAAGCUCCUCUUCCCUCCCCCGAACUGGAGGAUGAGCCCCAGCCUACAAGAGGAGCAGGAUGUUGGGCCUGAGAUCCAGCAUGUGUACGAGUUGGUGAACAACGGGCCCAGUAUGAUCAGUCAGUCAGUGCUGGAGCUGCGCUGCCCUCUGAAAUCUCAGGGUCACGACCUUUUGUACCCUCUGGAGGUCAUCACUCAGGGACCACUCGACUGCAGCUCCAACCACACCCUCAAUGCACUGAAGCUCAAGCUCCAGCCUCCUACAACAGAGCAGCCACCCUCACCACUGACAGCCAGCCCUGAACACCACGUCCAGAGGAGAGAGGUCUACAGGGAUCCUCUGGAUGAACAAGGAAACCUGUCGUGUUCCACCGCUGAGUGCUGGAGGCUGCGCUGUCAUGUGGGGUUACUGGAGAGAGGAAGCAGUGUCAUUCUGACCGUCCGCUCACGCAUCUGGCCUGAGGCCUUCCUUGAGAGGGCAUACAAGCAGUAUGUGCUGGAGUGUUCUGUGGAGUACAGAGUCGAGAAGAUGCCCUAUUCCAUCGCUCCCAAACUCAAACCCAGUGGAUCCAAGAAGGUCCUGACUCCAGUGAUGUGGAACAAGCCAGACAGCCAGUACAUGGUACCACUGUGGAUCAUCAUUCUGGCCAUACUGGCUGGAUUGCUGCUGCUCGCCCUGGUCAUAUAUGUACUCUACAAGUUGGGCUUCUUCAAACGAUCCAAUCCUUAUGGUACGGCCAUGGAGAAAGCUCAACUCAAACCACAGGCUUCUUCUGAGGCCUAAACAAUGGACCAUCCCAGACGUCGUUUUGAAAACUGGAAAGGCAUUGCGUAGGACUUAACUCUAAACAAACCACAGAAUACUCAUGUAUGAAAGGAAGUCCAUCCAUAGGAUGAGUACCACUGGGACCUCAAUGGCAUUCAGCCUUCUACUGCACUGAAAUGCUGAAGCAGGCAAACCCACAAUGAGAUGUCUGGCCUGCAUUAUAAUAGAGCUAUCCUGAAAACGGGCAAAUUUUGCGUAUGGUUGCAUAGACAAUAAUGUCUUUAAAAUCCAGCUUUUUGCUUUGAUGUGGGGAAAUAUCCAUCAAAGUAGCAAGCCUGGCUGAGGCAAUGGAGCAGUUAUUCAAUUGUUUGAGUCACCAAAUGUGUCUUUACCUGUUACGGUUUUCUUCCAUCGAAGGAGAGUCGGACCAAAAUGCAGCGUGGUAAUUUACAUACAUGUUUAAUAAAGAAGACAAGCGAACAAUACAAAAACAACAAACGGAAUGU
Oncorhynchus tshawytscha (Chinook salmon) is the source of this 6369-nucleotide messenger RNA. RefSeq names its product integrin alpha-5-like. Gene Ontology annotation, molecular function: integrin binding. Gene Ontology annotation, cellular component: external side of plasma membrane; integrin complex. Lineage: Eukaryota; Metazoa; Chordata; Actinopteri; Salmoniformes; Salmonidae. Bases 2693 to 5881 code for a protein of 1062 amino acids. The transcript has 30 exons. Gene Ontology annotation, biological process: cell adhesion mediated by integrin; cell-cell adhesion; integrin-mediated signaling pathway. The record is from RefSeq and is a predicted model, not a curated record.